Molecule: messenger RNA, 639 nt
Organism: Aricia agestis (brown argus)
Lineage: Eukaryota; Metazoa; Arthropoda; Insecta; Lepidoptera; Lycaenidae
Gene: CCHa2
Product: neuropeptide CCHamide-2
Exons: 6
Coding region: 47-448 (133 amino acids)
Source: RefSeq, a predicted model, not a curated record
UCACUCGGGCGCCCACACGAACACGCGACUCCACCUAGCAGCAACAAUGGCGCAGAACAUGUUCGCAGUGUCCGUGCUCGCCAUACUAGUUGUCUCCGUCGGCGUCGGGGCCAAACGAGGGUGUUCAGCAUUCGGCCACUCCUGUUUCGGCGGUCACGGGAAGAGAUCCGGGGAUUCCCCUCUAGGCAGCUCGUCGAGUAACGAGUUGGUGGCGCGGAACCAGCUCGGCCAGGAGGAAACGCCGCCGCACCCGGUCUACCCCCACAACUACGGCAUGCUUCCCUCCGGUGAUGACAUCAUCCCCAUUCGGGAUGGUGGUGUGUUUGAUCGCGAAGAGAGUGCCAGAGACGUCAUGAAGAUGAAGCUACAGAAUAUUUUUAAGCAUUGGAUGGACAGCUACAGGCGGUCACAGCAGACCGACGACUCCUACCUCCUGGACACACUGUAAACGAGCGGCCAUAUUACAAGUUCACAGUAAACGAAGUAGACUUGACUUUAAAAAGGAAUUUAUAAAUCUGAUGGGACUGGAAAAAGAUAGAACAGUAUGUUUUUUCACUCGGAAAAGGAGUUUCUUUAUAACCUGGCUAAGGUUAUAUUAUAAUAUAAUAAGAAACAGUAUGAAUACUACAUGCGGCAGAU